AUCUGAUGGCUUCCCCACAGCGGUACUGCUUAUUGGCCUGAUUCUGCCUGAUUCCGGCGCUGAGUCAACCAACACUAGACACAGCUUGCCGCAACGACAUCGAUGUCUGACAAGCCAACGUACAUCUACAAACUCGUACCGUCGACGGCGGCGCCACCAGACCCGUUGCCGGAGGUACUGCCUCUGAGCGAGCUCGAUGCCAAAUCGGGCUUCAUCCACUUUUCGACGGCGCCACAGGUGCUGAACACGCUCAAGUGGUUUUUCAAGGACGACUCGGAGGUCUACGUCCUCAGGGUCAACUACGACAAUGUCGAGAAAGACAUAAGGUGGGAAGACCCGAAGGCAGAGGUGUGCGGGCCUCGCGGAGGAGAGGGCAUGUUCCCGCACUUGUACAACGGUCCAAAGCUAGGAAAGCAGGAGGUUGAGAGCGUCAGGAUUUUGGAGAAGUCGGAGGCUGGUUGGGAUGAACCGGUCAGGAAGGCCGAGCAGGAAGGCUGGCUUGUCUAUUGAUCUGCCGUCGGAUGGGCAAUAGCACUGCACAGCGUAUUUGAGCGAAGGGUACAACUUUAUCAAUCACUCCUGGAUUCUCGUACGCGGCGUCGGUGUAAUCUUCAGACAGAGUUUUGUCCUCGACUCGGUAAUGUCUCGCAAGACUGGCAGCAACUAUAAUUCUACGCAUUGAACGCGUGAUACAAUGUUUAAAGUGGCGG
Messenger RNA from Gloeophyllum trabeum ATCC 11539, 710 nucleotides. RefSeq lists its product as uncharacterized. Bases 103 to 510 code for a protein of 135 amino acids. The transcript has 2 exons. NCBI's taxonomy places the organism in Eukaryota, Fungi, Basidiomycota, Agaricomycetes, Gloeophyllales, Gloeophyllaceae. The record is from RefSeq and is a predicted model, not a curated record.